Messenger RNA from Pteropus alecto (black flying fox), 5031 nucleotides. Its product is annotated as ATP-binding cassette sub-family A member 3. The record is from RefSeq and is a predicted model, not a curated record. The transcript is spliced from 30 exons. Bases 1 to 5031 code for a protein of 1676 amino acids. Gene Ontology annotation, cellular component: membrane; intracellular membrane-bounded organelle. Gene Ontology annotation, biological process: lipid transport; transmembrane transport. Gene Ontology annotation, molecular function: ATP hydrolysis activity; ATP binding; ABC-type transporter activity. Lineage: Eukaryota; Metazoa; Chordata; Mammalia; Chiroptera; Pteropodidae.
AUGGAUUUGUUGGAGUUGAACAAAUUUAUGGUUCUUCUGUGGAAGAAUUUCAUUUUAAAGAGACGGCAGUUCUUUGCUAUAGUUGUGGAAAUCAUCCUAACUUUACUAUUUGCUGGCUCGCUUCUGUUAACACGCAAGUUUACCGUUAUAAGGAAGAGUGGACCUUAUAGUUACACUAGCCAGCCUGUCGAUGAGUUGCCCUCAUUCCUGAGAAGUGUCCCUUUUCCUGGCCUGUGGGAACUGGCUUUCGUGCCUUCCAAAAGUGUCGUGGUGAGGGACAUCGUUGAAGCUGUGAAGAUGGAUUUACACUACAAUUUUAAAGUUCAAGGCUUUUCAUCUGAAAGUGACUUUGAAGAUUACGUUAAGCAAGAGAAUAACUCUGAAAGAGUGAUGGUUGCCUUUGUCUUUGACCAUGAGUUCAAAAAUAGCCACGAUCCCCUGCCGCUUAAGGUAAAAUAUUAUCUGCGUUUUAGUAGUUUUCCGAGGAACAAGGACUUAGAUUUUGAUCACCCCAGAAACUGGCAUACAGGUUCUCUCUUUCCAACUUCUCCUUCCGUGGGACCCAGAAACGAGCAAGAUUCAAAUGGGGGGAGUCCUGGGUACCUCGCCGAAGGGUUCCUGGUCAUGCAGCACGCCUUGGAUAAGGCCAUCAUGAUGUACCACAACCGCACCGCUGCACAAGCGCUUCUGGGAGGCGUCAACGUUUUCAUGCAGAGAUUUCCAUACCCAGAAUAUUACCACGAUUACUUCCUUAACUUUCUCGGGAUUUUCAUCCCGUUAGUAAUCCUAUUUAUCUUCUCCAUGAAUCACUUUACCCUCGUUCAGUCUCUUGUGUGGGAGAAAGAAAACCGAUUGAAGGAGUACCAGCUCAUGAUAGGACUCAGUAACUGGAUGCUCUGGGCUGCCUACUUCUUCACAUUCUUCACGCUGUAUUUGAUUAUCAUCUUUUUGAUGUGCCUAAUUUUCUUCAUCAAGAUGAAACCUUUGCCGAUCAUCCAACACAGCGACCCAUCUGUUGUCUUUGUCUUUUUGGUGUGUUUUGCCAUCGCCACAAUAUUCUUCAGCUUUAUGGUUAGCACCUUCUUCAAUAAAGCAAGUUUUGCUGUAUCUAUUGGCGGCUUCAUUUAUUUUGCCACCUACUUUCCAGCUGCUAGUAUCUCUUCAAAUUUCGCAGAGAUGCCACUCAUCCAGAAGCUGGCUUCCUGUCUCAGCUCGAAUAUUGUAAUGGCACUGGGAACUAAAUUCUUAGUCAGGGCAGAAAUAGACAAAAUUGGAAUUAAAUGGAGUAAUAUCUUCUCACCAAGCACAAUGGAGAACUUUGUCUUCGCCUAUACCCUGGGAACAUUUCUGUUGGAUGCUGUCUUGUAUGGUCUGGUGGCCUGGUAUAUAGAAGCGGUCUUUCCGGGAGAAUACGGUGUGGCCAAGCCAUGGAACUUCUUUUUGCUGCGCUCAUUCUGGUUUGGGGAAAAACCUAAAAAGAAAAUUGAAACAAGGCAAUUCUAUGAGACAACUGAAAGCAAGUAUUUUGAAACUGAACCUACUCACUUGGUGGCUGGUAUCCAGCUCCAACAUCUGAGCAAGGAGUUCCGAGUGCAGAACACUACCAAAAUAGCUUUAAAAGACUUGUCCUUGAAUUUAUAUGAGGGGCAAAUCACUGUUCUUCUAGGACAUAAUGGGGCAGGAAAAUCCACUACACUGUCCAUUCUCUCAGGUCUCUAUCCUGCUACCAGUGGAGAGGCCUAUAUUAAUGGAUAUGACAUCUCAAAGCAGAUGGUCCAGAUCAGGAAAAGUUUGGGCUUGUGCCCCCAGCAAGACUUGUUGUUUAAUUACUUGACAGUAUCAGAACACCUUUAUUUCUAUGGUGUGGUGAAAGGAAUCCCUCGAAAGAUGUGUUUUCUGGAAAUUGACCGAAUGCUGUCUACUUUUAACCUGCUGGAAAAGCAAAACGCGUUUUCAGAGUCACUGAGUGGAGGAAUGAAGCGCAAACUCUCCAUCAGUAUAGCACUUUUAGGGGACUCCAAGGUGGUGAUACUUGAUGAGCCAACGUCUGGCAUGGACCCAGCCUCGAGGAGAGCCGCCUGGGACGUGCUUCACCAGUACAAACAGGAUCGGACCAUCCUACUGACCACCCACCACAUGGACGAGGCUGACAUUCUGGGUGACCGCAUAGCCAUCAUGGUGAAUGGAUCCCUGCGAUGCUGUGGCUCUUCACUUUUCCUCAAAAAAAUAUAUGGUGUGGGAUACCACAUAAUCAUGGUGAAGGAACCUCACUGUAAUGUUGAAGAAAUCUCCAAACUGAUUUAUUAUCAUAUACCAUCAGCCACUUUGGAGAAGAAUAUUAAAAAUGAAUUAUCUUUUAUUCUACCCAGAGAGUACACACACAGCUUUGAAGCUCUGUUUACUGAUCUGGAGAAAAGGCAGGCAGAGCUGGGCAUAGCCAGCUUCGGUGCCUCUGUCACCACCAUGGAAGAGGUCUUCUUUAGGGUCAGUAAUAUGGAAGAUUUACAAACAGAUAUCCUAGCUCCCCAACCUCAGUCUCCCUCUCUGAUGACCGAAGACUCAAUCAAGAACCAGAAUAGGAACAUGUCCAGAAAUGAGAGGCCAGAUUCUUCCCCCGUGAACGAAAGCCCUCCUGUUAUGUUUAAUACUGGGUACCUGCUCUGCCAGCAGCAGUUCCUGGCCAUGCUCAUGAAGCGGGCGAUGUUCAGCUGGCGCAACUGGCAGCUGGUCUUGCUGCAGACGCUGGCGCUGCUCGGCUCCUUCGCCUUUCUCACGGAGACAGAGGUUUCAUGGAACAGUGACGACGAGGCCAGGCAAAUGGACCUGGGUCAAUACGGUCCAACCGUCGUACCUUUUUCCGUUUCUGGGAAUUCUAAUUUGACUCCGAUUUUCUUAAAGCAUCUCAAGAGUAUGCUAGAGUCCGACAGACACACACUUAAGGAAGUGCAAGGUAACUUACUGCAAUACUUGAUAGAAAAUGAAGAUUGUAUUCGCUUAUGCAUUGUCGCAUUUUCCAUUGAGGCGACGACAAAUGAAAUAACAUUUACCUGUCUGUUCAACAAUCAAGCAUACCAUUCGCCAUCCCUGGCCUUGGCAAUAUUAGACAAUAUUCUUUUCAUGACAGUUUCUGGCCCUGAUGCUUCCUUGACAGUGUCCAACAAACCUCAGCCACGCGUUACUCCCAAAGAAUACAGUGAAAUGUAUGUCGUGGCCAUAAAUAUACAUUUUGGCAUGGCUCUUUUCAUCAGUGGCUUUUGUCUCCUGACAGUGACUGAGAGAGUCUCUAAGGCCAAGCACAUCCAGUUUCUGAGUGGGGUCUAUGUCCUCGCAUACUGGCUCUCCGCUCUGCUGUGGGAUCUCAUCAUCUUCUCUGCCUCCUGCUGCUUACUGCUGGGAGUGUUCAAAUACUGCCAACUGGAUUUAUUUCUCACAGAGUACCACUUUCUGGACACGAUGCUGAUCUUCACGCUGUACGGCUGGUCCGCCAUUCCCCUCAUGUACCUGCUCAGCUUCCUGUUCACUAAAAGUACUUCCGCCUACAUCAAACUUGUGCUGUUCAACUACCUCUCUGGCAUUUUCAGUCUCCUCAUAGAUAGCAUAUUCGAAUUUGAAAUGUCACAUAGCGUGUCAAAUGCCACCAGAACCUUCAUACUUAAAGUAUUGCUGGUCUUUCCCAAUUACAACCUGGCGAAGUGCAUCACCUACUAUACUACUUACUACCAGAUGAAGAAACAGUGCUCCAUUAUAAAAGAUACUGCCUUCUUAAGUUGUGAUAAACAGAAUACCACAAAGAGUGUUUAUUCUUUGGAGGAGAAAAUGAUUGGAAAGUAUAUGAUUAUGAUGAGUAUCAUAGGUUUUACUUGCCUUCUCCUGGCUUUCUUUUGGGAGUCAAUUUUGUGGAAACUAAGGACGUUUUUCAAUCGAUACGUUUACUUUGGUAUCUAUAAGACAUUCAAGAAGAAAGACCUGUCCAAGGAAUUAUCUGGAGAAUCUGAAGAUGAAGAUGUAGAGAACGAACGAAAGAGAAUCCUGGAGCAGCCUCGGGCGUCGCUCAGCUCCACGGUGCUUAUCAAGGAGCUCACGAAGAUCUAUUUCAGGUGUCCAGUCAUUCUGGCCGUGAGAAAUAUCUCCACCGCAAUCCAAUGCGGGGACUGUUUUGGACUGCUUGGGUUCAACGGGGCCGGAAAGACCACCACCUUCCAAAUGCUGACGGGGGAGGAGACCGCUACCUCCGGGGAGGUGUUCCUCGAUGGCUUUAACAUCACCAAAGAUCUUCAGAAGGUGAAGUCAAGAAUUGGCUAUUGUCCUCAAACUGAUGCCUUGCUGGAAUACAUGACUGGUCGCGAAAUAAUGAUCAUGUAUGCCAGAUUAUGGGGAAUCUCUGAGUCCCAGAUUCAGCUGUAUGUGAACAAUUGGUUGAAUUCACUGCAACUGGAACCCCAUGCUGACAAGAUUAUCAGAACCUACAGUGGAGGAUGCAAACGUAGGUUGAGUACUGCUAUUGCCCUAAUGGGAAAACCCACAGUCAUUUUGCUGGAUGAGCCAUCAACUGGCAUGGACCCAGUAGCCCGCCACCUGCUCUGGGGUGCUGUGACACGGGCACGUGAAAGUGGCAAAGCCAUUAUUAUAACCUCCCACAGAAUAGAGGAAUGUGAUGCCUUCUGUACCAGGCUGGCCAUCAUGGUAAAGGGAAAGUUCAUGUGCUUGGGCAGCCCUCAGCACCUCAAGAACAAGUUUGGCAAUAUUUACACCCUAAAGAUCAAGGUCAAGAUUGAUACACAAGAGCAUAAAUUAGAUGAUUUAAAAUUUUUCAUCACAAUUACAUUCCCAGGUAGCGAAUUAAAACAGGAGAACCAAGGGAACCUUAACUAUUACAUUCCCAGCAAGGACAAUAGCUGGGCAAAGGUGUUCGGAAUUUUGGAGGAUGCUAAAGACCGAUUCGAUUUGGAAGAUUAUUCCAUCAGUCAGAUAACGCUGGAACAGGUCUUCCUGACCUUUGCUAACCCAGAGAACAAAGAAAUGAAUGUUUAA